This is a messenger RNA of Acanthamoeba castellanii str. Neff, 2949 nucleotides long. RefSeq lists its product as uncharacterized. The transcript has 14 exons. NCBI's taxonomy places the organism in Eukaryota, Discosea, Longamoebia, Acanthamoebidae. The coding region runs from base 1 to 2949 and encodes 982 amino acids. The record is from RefSeq and is a predicted model, not a curated record.
AUGCUGGGUCUCAGUAUCGGCGUGGAAGAUGUCUGCGACGACGCAUUCGAACCCAAGUGCUCGCUGUUCAAUCAGCUCACGCUGGUUGAUCGUCAAGAGGACUUCGGGGCCGUCCAUUUUGAAGACGCUGUGGUGCGCCUGGCCAAGUGGGGCGAUGGUCAGUUGCGAGCCAAUGCGCGAGCCAAGGGGUGGGUAGACGCAGUCAACUUCCGAGACCUGACGCAGCGACACCUGAUCGAGCCCUUCCGGCUUGAUGUCGAUUUGCGCAAGCCCUCCAGUUACCAGUCCAAGCACUGGCCAGACCAGGACACCGCACUGCGCGCGACCAUUCAAACGAGCCCAGUGGAACUCAACGUCACUCAAGCUUCUGCGACCGAGAGACACCAACAGGGGCCAGUCGGCAUGUAUUCGGCAUACGUGCUCAUCAACGACACACAGUGCGAUCUCUGCUACGGCCAAUACCACACCGAGGAGGAGCUGAUCCUGCCUGCGCUCUCGCGCUCAUCCUACUAUUGGCGCACUCACCGAGUGAAGCUGGUGCAGCAGCGACUCAAGUUCUGGAGCGCGGUGGAUAAAGGCGCUCAGUUCAGGUCAACAGUCGACUUCGUGGCAGCGCACAUGCUGGCUCUCGCGCCCCUGGCGUCGGCUGCGCUGGACCUCGAUCCGCUGACACACCCGCAGCUGUCAUUCGCCAUGAACGACCAGCGCCAGCGCAAGCAUCACGAUGAUAGCGACGACGACGCGGCAGCAUGGUCCACGCCGCCCUACUCGCUCGACAUGUCGCUGGUCGAUGAAAUUCGCGAGUGGGAAGGCGCACUCUACGCCAAGGGCGACGCGGCGGUCGGCAACGACGAUAGCGACAGCCCCGAGGAGUUGGAGCGACUGUUGACCGUCGUGCGCGAGAAGAAGAUCGUGCGAGAGGCCGUCACCAGCCAAUACCUCUCCCACGAAUCGGAGCUCGCCGCCAUGAAGAACCGAGAGAGCCGCAAGGGCAAGGAGAAGCUGGCCGAUGACGACGACCACGGGGGCGGCAAAAAGGCCAUCGCGGUGCCCCUGCGGGUCAUCGCCUCGCUCGACAACGACCCGGGCAACCGCAUCCGCAGCUCGCCUACCAUCCUUCUGUCGAUUUCAUUCGCCUUCACGCUCGCCAACGAGACGUCGCAGCCGAUCUAUUUCCGCCGGCAGCCGACGGCGGUCGAGCUGGCGCCGUCCGCCGAGGAGCAGCCGCAGCACGUCUGCAUCCGCCCGCAGAGGAGGGUGGGCUUCGAUUUCUACGCCGCGACGAAGGACCAAGGCAAGCGCACGAGCCAGAGCGGCGGCGCCGAAGACGAGGAGAGCCUCGUUUCCCCGGCCCCGGUUCUGCUCACGUACUCGGUGGUGACCCGCGACGGCGCGACGACGGUGGUGGCCUGGCGAGACCAGUUCCCGCCAUUCAAGCUGGUCAACGCGUGCCCGUUCCCCAUCUACUACGCCCAGUACCACGACGACCGACGCAGGAUGGAGCGCACCAAGUGCGCUGUGCCGGCCGGGCAGAUGGUCGAGUACGAUUGGAUGUGGAAGGAGUCCACCACGCUGCCGCGACGAACAGACCCAAGCGAGGCGCGCCCAGACGGCAGUGACAAAGGCAACGACAACGAAGAGGAACAGCAAGAAGACGCCGAGGAGGAGCAGGAACAACUGGAGAAGCAAAACGAAAAAGAAACGCCAAAAACGCGCGCGGAGGACCUGCUCGAGCCCAAAGCGUGGAGCCUCAACCGCUUGUGUGUGCGAACGGGUGAGUCGGCCUGGUCGCGCGAGUUCCCUAUCGACCACCCUCACCUUGGCCGAGACCGAGCGCCGGUCGACGUGCGGGUGGUGCCCUGCGGCCCUACCUUCGUUGUCUACUUCGACGACCCGUCGACGAAGCCAACCGCCGCGAUUGAGCGGAAUGCUGACCACCACGCCACCACCGCCAGCGACCGCCACCCAACCGCCACUGCGGUGAAGAGCGGCGGGUUCAAGGUCGACUUCGCUGUGCCCCUUCUGUCGCUCUCGUUCCUCGCCCCGCCCGAGCUGCACGCCGAAGACUGGAACACGGGCUCGCCGGCAGCGGUGCCCGCCUCCACGACCUAUCACACCCUCAUCGAGACCGUCAACACCUCGCUGGACGACGUGCGCCUGUCCUUCGUCAGCACCGAGGGACCCUCGGCCGACUCCCCGUUGCAACAAUGUCCAUUGGAGACGACCAAGCGGCAGAGCGUGUCGCUCUCCAUUUCGUCCUUUCAAGUCGACAAUCACAUGCCCUUCUACGACUUCCCGGUCGUGGCCCUCUCCAACGCCUCGUCGUCGUCUUCGCACGCCAGCGUGUCGUCUUCAUCGCCCGCCGUCGCCUGCACUCUCGAGCGCGCCUUCUUCCCGCUCUUGGGCAACCCACGCGUGGCCACGGGCAUCUACGAUUUCUUCGCCCUCCCCGCCACCGGCGCCAAAGAAGCGGGCGUGCUGGGCUUCAUGUCGGGUCUGGGUCGCGGUCUCUCGUCGCUGGUGAUGCACGUCUCGGAGGGCACCCUCACCUCCGUGUCGGACCUCUCAUCGAGCUUGAUGCGGAACGUUGACAACUUGUCGCUCGACAGCGACUAUGUGCGCUACAACAAGAUGCGGCUGCGUAACGCGCCGGAACAGGUGCACACGGGCUUUGCGCGAGGCCUGCAAGGGUUUGGCGAAGGAGUCAUUGACGGAGCGAUGGGUCUCGUUGCCCACCCGAUAGCGGGACUCUCCGACGGUGGCCUAACCGGAGCCGUCAAGGGUCUGGGCAUCGGCGUCAUGGGUGCCAUUUCCAAGCCGCUCUCCGGCGCCGUCGGGCUGCUCGCCCAGACUUCGCAGCGUUGGGCUCGGCGGGGCUCGGUCGGUAUCGGCUGUACCAGCGCCACGCGAUGCCCAAGGCGCUCGAGCCAGCCUCGAACGCCCGGAUGA